AUGGAUGUAGACAUCAUGUUAGAUUCCACAACUUUGUUUUCUAAGUACUAUGUAUGCUUUAAAGCUGUAAGUGAUGGUUGGAAGGAAGGGUGUAGGCGUGUGAUUGGCCUUGAUGGUUGCUUUUUAAAGGGUAUUGUUAGGGGAGAAGUUUUGGCAGCUGUAGGGAAGGAUGCAAACAACCACAUCUACCCUAUAGCAUGGGAUGUAGUUAGGGUUGAGAACAAGGCCACAUGGAAAUUGUUCAUAGAUCUCCUCAUGGAUGACAUUGAUGGUGGUCUUGGUGCAGGCAUUACCCUUCUUUUUGAUGGACACAAGGGGUUGCUAGAAGCAGUAAAAGAAAGGUUUACUGGUCAACAUUUCAAGAAGCUUUUUUGGAGGAUUGUCAAAGCUAGUACUGAACAGAAGUUCAAACAUGUAAUGGAAAAUAUCAAAUCUUUAGAUACUCAAGCAUAUGACUACCUUAUAGAUAGAGAUCCUACUACCUGGUCUAAGGCAUUUUUUAAAGAGGGAAGAGAUUGUGAUGCAGUUGAGAAUGGGGAGAAUGAGAGUUUCAAUUCUACUAUUAGGCAUGCUAGAAGGAAACCAAUCAUCACUAUGCUAGAGGAGAUUAGGAUAUUUGUGAUGGAGAGGAUAUCCAGUCAAAGAGUAGAAGGAAUUGAACGGGAUUUGACUAUCUGUCCAAGUAUUAGGAUGCUUAUACAAGAUUUGAAGUCAUUAUUGCCUUAUACAGAUUAUGGAGUGGAUCUAAUUGCUAAGACUUGUGUAUGUAGAAUAUGGCAACUUACAGGGACACCAUGCUUAGAUGGAGUAGUUGCAAUCUAUUCCCUAAAUCAAGAUGCAGAAACAUAUGUGUCCCAAUCAUACAGUAAAAAGGCUUAUCUAAAAUGCUACAAUUAUAGCAUUAACCCUCUCAAUGGUAGUGAUAUGUGGCCAGAAAUUCCUUAUCGAAAGAAUUUGCCUCCAAAAAGAAGAAGAUUACCUGGUAGGCCAUCAGUGAAAAGGAAGAGGGAUGCAGUGGAAAGAGAGUUGAGUGGACCAAUGUGA
Molecule: messenger RNA, 1044 nt
Organism: Lactuca sativa (garden lettuce)
Lineage: Eukaryota; Viridiplantae; Streptophyta; Magnoliopsida; Asterales; Asteraceae
Source: RefSeq, a predicted model, not a curated record